Lytechinus variegatus (green sea urchin) is the source of this 508-nucleotide messenger RNA. RefSeq lists its product as uncharacterized. The record is from RefSeq and is a predicted model, not a curated record. Lineage: Eukaryota; Metazoa; Echinodermata; Echinoidea; Temnopleuroida; Toxopneustidae. The coding region runs from base 1 to 465 and encodes 154 amino acids. The transcript has 3 exons.
AUGAACUACUCGUCAGUUGUCAUCAUAGUGCUGCUAGCUGUGAUCGGGUUAGACCUCGGGCAAGCUACUUACAAUCAUGACCUUGAAUUUACAGAAGAUGAGUUCCAAACUCUAAUGGAUAUGAUGGAAGAUUCUGAGAAUGAACGGGAUGUGCGCCUUUCUAACUGGUUUAAAAAGGCAUUUAAUUCUGCCAAAGAUUGGACCAAAAAGGCUGCCAGUGACGCAGGGAAAUGGACGAAGAAGGCAGCCAGCGACGCAGGUAAAUGGACCAAAAAAGCCGUCAAAGACGCGGGCAAAGCAAUCAAGAAAGGGUGUGGAUAUGUCAACGAGAUACCUGUCAAAGAACUUGUUUAUCACAGAACGAAGGAGAUGACAGAAGAAGAGUUUAUGUCGGAUGUCGAUGAGGCUCAGCUAGCAGCAGCUUACAAUGCUUUAAAAUCAGGUUGCAAAAUCAUUGGGAAGUAGAAGGAUGUACAUCGACUAACUCUCCCUCCUACAAAUCAGGGCC